CCAAAUUAAAUUUUGAUGCUCUCGUCAACCCAGAUAAAAUCCGAGCGCGGGGUUUUUCAAGCAGUAAUCUCGACCAAAAUUUGGAACAUUUUUAUUUCAUCCGAUCUCGCAACUCGAUGAGCAGAGCAGUGCCAUUUCGUAACGAAGAAGCACCAUGAACAGCAGCUUUCCGUACCAACACGCCGACCAGAAUGGCCAAAACGCGCUGCCACCCCCGCCGCAGCAUCAAGCUCACGAAACGACGGAUGCCGUUAAACAGCGCUUUCUCGAACGACCAGACCCACCGGAAACGAGCCACUGCCUGUCGUGUGGGGGCACCUUCCAGAAGCAAACCAUAGCGGACGUUAUCAAGCAUUACGCGGACCAGCCCCAUACGCAGUUCCACAGCCCGUGUUUGUACUGCCGCGGAAAGGUCCACCGGUAUCGGGAUGGCAGAGGGGAGCUGCAGUACUACCACGAUUGCUACCGAUCGACGAAAAAGCUGGACCAGUGAGGCGUGACGACGAAACUCGAGGGUGUGUGUCGCGUGGCAGAGGUGUCACGCUUCGUUGCUGAUGAUAGUCGCUGGAGGCCAGUACGAGGAAUUUAAUUUGCAUUUCUAAAUGAUUUCACUUCUAGUAUGACAUUAUUGCGUACUCCAAAGAUUAGUACAUAAGAUAUUAAAUAUGAUAAGAUAAUGAAAGUGUGCCCAGUGAAGACUGAUAGCAACAGGAUAAGGCUAACAUUCCAACUCGUUAUUUAUAAUCCAAAGUAUUGUAGGUAAUUAUGUAUAUCUAUGAUAUUGAAAUAAAUUAUUAGAUGUUAUCCCACAA
Messenger RNA from Aedes albopictus (Asian tiger mosquito), 812 nucleotides. RefSeq lists its product as uncharacterized. NCBI's taxonomy places the organism in Eukaryota, Metazoa, Arthropoda, Insecta, Diptera, Culicidae. The transcript has a single exon. Bases 155 to 493 code for a protein of 112 amino acids. The record is from RefSeq and is a predicted model, not a curated record.